AAUGGAGUAAGAGAAAACUUUUGAAGAAUAGUUGGAAGCAGUUGAGAAUAAAAUAAAAGAUUCUUAAGAGAAUUUAGGAGAUGUUGAGGUUAGAGAUGCAAUGCUUGAAAAAGCCUCAUUACAAUAAAAAUAUAAUAAAUAUGAAGAUGUAAAAUUAUUUAUUUAUUUAAGGCAAUCAAAACUUAUAUUGAAACAUUACCUAAAUCAGUUGGUGUAGGUAAAAAAAUGGAUGUCCAUUUCUUAAUUUUACAAAUAUAUUUAAAAUAAAGAAACCUUGAAAAAUUUAAGGAUCAUUUGAAUUAAUAAUAAAUAUUAUUAGAUUAAGGAGGUGAUUGGGAAAGAAAAAAUAGACUUAAAGUUUAUGAAGGAAUUUAUUGUUUAAUGAUUAGAGAUAUCACAAAAGCAAGCAAAUUAUUUUUAGACUCUGUUGCCACAUUCAAUUCAUCUGAAGUCAUAUCAUACAAUGAAGUUGUUAGUUACACAAUCUUAACCAGUAUUAUAUGUUUGGAUAGAUAAUCCUUAAAAAAAAAGGUUCAUUAAAAUCCAGAAGUAGUAGGUGUAUUAAGAGAAAAUCAAGUAUUGAAAAGUUUCUUAGAAUCAUUUUUAUAAUGUGAUUAUAAAACACUCUUUUAAAAAUUUGGUAUGAUAUUUAAUUCAUAAUUUAGCUAUUGUAAAUGAAAACCUAUCUCAUGAUUAAUAUUUGAGUAUUCAUAGAAAAUACUUAAUUCGAGAAUAUAGAGUGGUUUUCUACUCUUAAUUUUUGGAAAGCUAUAAAACAGUAACAUUAAAUAAUAUGGCAAAAGCAUUUGGAGUUAGUGUAUAAUUUAUUGAUAGGUAUAUAAUUAAUAUUAUUUGAUUAGAGAAUUGAGUGAAUUAAUAUCAUCAAGAAGAAUCAAUUGUAAAAUAGAUAAAGUUGCUGGAAUAAUAGAAUCCUCAAGGGCUGAUGAUAGAAACUAACUCUAUAAUAAUUUAAUUAAAUAGGGAGAUUAUCUACUCAAUAGAGUAUAGAAACUAUCAAGAUUAACAGAUUUAUGAUA
This is a messenger RNA of Paramecium pentaurelia, 1037 nucleotides long. Lineage: Eukaryota; Ciliophora; Oligohymenophorea; Peniculida; Parameciidae. The record is from the annotation of a GenBank genome assembly.